Messenger RNA from Cydia pomonella (codling moth), 602 nucleotides. RefSeq lists its product as uncharacterized. The record is from RefSeq and is a predicted model, not a curated record. The coding region runs from base 113 to 577 and encodes 154 amino acids. NCBI's taxonomy places the organism in Eukaryota, Metazoa, Arthropoda, Insecta, Lepidoptera, Tortricidae. The transcript is spliced from 3 exons.
AAUUUAAAACAAUCAAGGGCUGAUUAAAACGCAAACCGUUUCAUAAAACUUAAUGAAACACGAUUGUUUUUGCUUUGCGAUGCAUUAAACAAGUCCGAGGUAGACUGAGGAUAUGUGGUUUCAAAUUGUAACUUUGUUUCUUUUUUAUUUACAAGCUAACUCAUAUGCCAGAAGUAUCGAGUCUUCUGCCUUGGACAAGCUAAUAAGCUCCAGUAUACAAAACCAUCGUCCUGUCAUCAUAAUAGUUAACCCGUCGAAAAGUCUGGGACUAGAUUUUAACAACGACGAUAAUGCCUAUGACAGAUAUAAGGAUAAAAAUGAUCUAUUUUCUGGCGCAUUGAGGGCUAGUGACACCAAAAGCUGCAAACAAUUCCUCCGUCAGGAACUUAAAGGCAAGUGCUCUGGCGAGGCUGAGUGCUCAGAGGUGGUAUGGAAGCUUGCUAAGGAGGUCUGCGAUGGCGAUGAAUCAACACGAGAGUCAGAUGAAGUAAAACAAGAAAUAAAUGAAGUAAAAAAGAAAACUGAAGCUCCAAAAAAGGAAGAUGUAAAAGUAUAUAUAUUAAUGAAGCAUCAAUAAUUAAAAAUAAAAAUAAAUGAAUAUA